Cuscuta epithymum is the source of this 994-nucleotide messenger RNA. Lineage: Eukaryota; Viridiplantae; Streptophyta; Magnoliopsida; Solanales; Convolvulaceae. The record is from the annotation of a GenBank genome assembly.
AUUUAUAGGUAAAAAAGUGGAUUCCGGGCCCCUAGCCUUCUAUGGGCGAAUAGAGGCACUAAUGGGCUGAGUACAACACUUAGUAAAUAAAAUAGGGGAAUAUAUUCUGCCAGGACGAAGUCUGGCCGAUGCGGCACACUUUGGCCGAUGCGGUCCAUAGCCGAUGCCUUUAGGAGCCCGGGUGAUAUCCUCUUCCUUGGCCGUUGUGGGCCUCUGGCCGAUGCGUGCCACGUGGGUGCCCUGCUGGCGUCCUUUGGGCCGUUGAGUAUGUGGGCCAUGGGGUCGAGGCCCAUAUACUCUAUCACUCAGUUUUACCAUGAAGCAUUAGGAGGGCUGUGCCAUAUCUUCCCUUUCAUACAACCAGUUUCAUACCAUAGGAUUUCAAAAAAAAAGCAACAUGUGAAAGAGACACAAUUUGUUAUUUCCUGGGCAUUCAAGUCUUCAAGAUACAAAGUUAGUCUAGACAAUAGUCACCAAAGUUCGCGAGUUAAGAAAUACAAAUAUCUUUUAAAUUCUUGACUCGCAAAGGUGGGGAGCAAAGCACAGACCCUUGAUCACAUUUAUAAAAACCUUUGAGUAAACUGCGAUAAUCUCCCAAUUACCAAUACCAAUGGUGAUGAUCUCCGGCUGCAACAUUUGAUUGAGGUUUGUUCCCAUAGGAUUUUCUCGGCCAUAACCAUAUUACUGACCGAGGUAUCGAAAAGGCACCUCGGCUUGGAAAGAGAACCACUCCUCUCUAUAUGAGGACACAGUCGACCUAGAGGAAGUAGGGGACUCCGCCUCAGCAACACAUCCAAGGACGAGGAUGACGAGGUACAGACAAGAACCACUACCUUUAAAAUAUGAGCCUGAAACCACGGGCCACACACUCACAACACACCCCCAACCCGACUGAAAUAUACGCCAGGAACAACCUCAACCUAGGCGCCUUCCUAGUUGAAGAUGUUUUUAUUAGCCUACAUGUCGUCUCCGCAUAUGCACAAGACCUUUGCAC